CGACAUUCAACCUAGUCACAUAAACAUAGUCAAUUUUUUCAAAGUUUCGAUCUCGCGCAAAAUAUUUUAUUCAGGGAUUUGCUUUUUUAAAUCUGUGAAAGUGAAAACAUUUGCGCUUUUGCUAACAUCAUAAGUGAAUAUCUUUCUACUAUUUAACACAAGUAAAAUAAGCUAUUCGUUUACUGUGUAAUAUUGUGCAGCAUUUGUGACAUAAUAACCAAUUUGGAAAGUUAUUAAAUUGAUUAGUAACAUUUCUUGAAUUCAAAAAAAUAGUUUUCUAACAAAAUGGACUAUCCAGAUCCAGAUGCCGGUUAUGUGGAUGAAGAUGAAGAAGAGAUACCAAUGGCUGAGAGGGAAUUGGCUGAAGAUGCUGAAUGGAAGCUUAUUCAAAAAAACACUUUCACUAGAUGGGCAAAUGAACAUCUUAAACCUAAAAAUGUUACUGUAGAUGAUUUACAAUUUGAUUUAGCUGAUGGUCUUCGUUUGAUUGCAUUGGUUGAGUCAUUAUCUGGGCAACAAUUUAAACAUGUUAACAGAAAACCAAGUUUUCGUACUCAGAAAUUAGAAAAUGUUACAAUGGUUUUAAGAUUUCUUGAAGAGAAUGAAGGUCUUCGUCUAGUGAACAUAGAUAGUUCAGAUAUUGUUGACUGUCGUAGUAAGCUUAUACUUGGUUUAAUUUGGACUCUUAUUUUGCAUUAUUCAAUAACAAUCCCACUUUGGGAAGGUGAACCUGAUUUCGGAGCUCAAGGUCCAACACCAAAACAACGUCUCUUAUCAUGGUUAAAUAAUAAAUUAGCUGAUCGACCAGUUAAAAAUUUCACAACAGACUGGAAUGAUGGUAUUGCAAUCGGUGCACUAGUUGAUGCUUGUGCACCAGGUUUAUGCCCUGACUGGAGAGAAUGGGAACCUAAACAAAAUCUACGUAAUGCUCGUGAAGCAAUGGGUGCUGCUGAACAAUGGUUAGAUGUCCCACAAUUAAUACGUCCAGAAGAGAUGACCAAUCCUAGAGUUGAUGAAAAAGCUAUGAUGACAUAUUUAAGUCAAUUUCCUAGUGCUAAAUUAAAAGAUGGUGCACCUUUAAGGCCAAAAUCAAAUCCUGGCCUUGUUCGAGCUUAUGGUCCUGGUCUCGAACCACAUGGAAAUACUGUUGGUAAUCCUGCACGAUUUACUAUUGAUACAUUCAGUGCUGGUCGGGGUGCUGUUGAAGUGAUUGUGCUGAAUCCUAAAGGACAAAGAGAACCAUGUGAUGUACUCAGUACUAAUGAUAAACAACAAACUUAUUCUUGUGCUUAUGUUCCAACACAAGAAGGUGAAUACAGGGUUAUCAUUAAAUUUGCCACUAAAGAAAUUUUAAAUUCACCAUUUAAAGUUAUGGUAGAAGGUGCACAAGGUGAUGGAAGUAAAGCAACUGCAUCUGGUCCAGGAAUUGAACCAACUGGGAAUCAAGUUGGUCGACGUACAUUCUUCAAUAUAUUCACUGCCGCUGCUGGACCUGGAAAUGCAGACUGUGUAAUUCUAGAUCCUCAUGGCCGACGUGAUGCUAUUAAACCUUUGAUAACUCGUCAAGGUGAAGAUAAUUAUCUUGUAGAAUAUACACCAAAAGAUGAAGGACUUCAUUCAGUUAAUGUAUUUUAUGCUGGUCAACAAAUAUCAAAUUCACCAUUUGGUGUGAUGGUUGGUCCACGACCACCACCAGUAGUACAAUCUCCUGCACCAAUAGUUAACCAAGAAGCUCCAUUGCAAGCAACACAGUCACCUAGGAAAAUGUCUCAACCACAACGACCAGCCUGUGAUCCAAAACAAGCUUAUGCCACAGGUCGAGGAAUUCAACCUCAAGGUAUACGAGUCAAAGAUUUGGCUGAUUUUAAAGUACAUACAGAAGAUGCUGGUGAAGGUCCACUAGAAGUGUCUGUAAUUGCUCCAGAUGGGAGAGGAAUUCCUUGCACAAGUCGAAAAACUGGUGCCUAUUUGUUUGAUUGUAGUUACACACCUCAACGACCAGGUACACAUCAAGUCAAUGUUCGAUAUGGUGGAGAUCAUAUUAUGCUAAGUCCAUUUACGGUGGAAGUUGCUCCUUACAAAGAAUCACGUAUAAGAGCAUUUGGUCCAGGUCUCGUUGGUGGUGUUGUCAAUAAACCAGCUGUUUUUGUCGUGGAAACAAAUGGUGAAACUGGGGCUUUAGGUUUUUCAAUCGAAGGUCCAAGUGAAGCAAGAAUUGAUUGUACAGAUAAUGGAGAUGGAUCAGCUACUGUAGCUUAUUGGCCAACAGCUCCUGGUGAAUAUGCAGUUCAUAUUUUAUGUAAUGAUGAAAAUAUACCAAAAUCUCCUUUCAUGGUUCCAAUUGAACCAGAUAUGGGUAAAUGUGAUCCUGAAAGAGUUAAAGCACAUGGACCAGGUAUAAUGCCAACUGGGAACGUUGCUGGUCAACCAACUGAAUUUACAGUAGAUAUUAGAGAUUCUGGUGGUCCUGCCCCAUUAACAGUUGAAUGCAGAGACAAUGAAGGUGAACCAGUUGCAUUGAAAGUUCGUGAUAAUGGCGAUGGUACUUAUACAUGUAGCUAUACACCUAAAGUUCCUAAAAAACACACAGUCCUUGUUUCCUACGGUGGAGUCAAUAUACCUAGAAGUCCUUUCAGGGUUGAAGUAGCUGAACCUAGUAAUCCAGGAAAAGUACGAGUUUUCGGUCCAGGUGUAGAAAAUGUUACUAGAGGUCAACCAACCUAUUUCACAGUAGACUGUAAACAGGCUGGACAUGGUAAUGUCGGAAUUAGUGUCACCGAUGAAGCUGGACGUGAUGUUGCUAUGGAUACACAGGAUAUGAGAGAUGGAACAUUUAAAGUUGCUUAUACAGCUAAUACACCGGGGCCUUAUUAUACUGUACAAGUAUUUUUCAAUAAUCAAGAAGUUCCACGUAGUCCAUUUAAAGUACCUGUUAAACCAAAUAUCGAUAUGUCGAAAAUUCAUGUUGAAAAUCUUGAACCAACUAUUACUACUGGUGUACCAACUGAGUUUGAUGUGAUAACUGCGGGUGCAGGCCCACCAAAUAAUAGUAAACCGAAACCAACUGUAACAGUGAAAUCUCCGAACGGUAUGCGUGUACCAUGCACUUUAGCUGAAAGCGUUGAUGGAUAUACACCUUCCUUUACACCAACUGUUGUUGGGCCUCAUACUGUUGCUGUUGAAGUUGGAGGUGUACCAGUCAAAGGUAGUCCAUUUCGUACAAACGCCAUUCCACCAGCUGCAGUGCAAGAGCCUAUCUAUCCAAAAGAUUUCGGACGUCAGCAGGCUACUUCAGCACCUAUUUCUGGACCUGAAGCAGCAGCUUUGGUCCGUGCAUAUGGUGACGGACUUUAUCGUGCAAUAGCUGGAAAGCAGGCAAAAUUCACAAUCGAUAGUCAAGAUGCUCCACCUGCUCCACUAAGUGUUACAAUUGAAGGACCUGCAGAAGCUAAAAUAAAUUAUAACGAUAAUGGUGAUGGAACAUGUGGCGUAGAUUAUUUACCAACUGAACCAGGACCAUAUGUUGUAAAUGUUUUAUACAAAGAUACACAUAUUAAAGGGAGUCCUUUCCCUGUAAGAGUCGCUCCACCUGGAAGAGAACAUAUCGAUAUAUCCCGAGUUCAUGCCUACGGUCCUGGAUUACAACCAACUGGUGUUUUCAAAGAAUCAUUUGCUAAAUUCACAGUUGAUGCUAAAGCGGUUGAUCCACAAAGUAGAGGAAUAGUUAAAGCGAUUGUAGUUAGUCCGAAUAAACAAAGAACAGCAUGUUUAAUACAAAAUAAUGGUGAUGGAACAUAUAAAUGCAGUUAUUCACCAAUAGAUGAUGGCUUACAUCACGUUGAAGUUACAUAUGAUGGAGCACCGGUACCUGGUAGUCCCUUCCCAGUAAAUGUUGCUCCUGGAUGUGAUCCAACAAGAGUAAGAGCUUACGGUCCAGGUUUAGAAGGAGGCUUCACUCAUGAGCCUCAAAGAUUUACGGUCGACUUAGAUGGUGCGGGUCAAGGUGCCCUUGGGUUAGCUUUAGAAGGGCCAGCUGAUGCGCAAAUACAAUGUCAGGAUAAUAAAGAUGGAACAUGUACAGUGGACUACUUACCGACACGGGCAGGAACAUAUGAUAUCUUUGUUAAAUUUAAUGAUAUGAAUAUUCCAGGUAGUCCAUUUCAAGUUCCCAUACGAGAUGUGGUUGACCCAACUCGUGUUCGUUGUUAUGGUCCAGGUCUAGAGCCUAGAGGAGCACGAGCGCAACAACCAGCUCACUUUACUGUCGAUGCUUCACAGGCAGGAGAUGCGCCUAUCCAAGUUGCAACAGUUGAUCGUGUUGGAAGAACAACACCAGCACAUAUUGUUCCACGAUCAAAUCAACCAGGUGUCUACGAUGUGACAUAUGUUCCAGAUACCGAUGGUCCAUGUCAAAUUGAAGUUAAACAAGCAGGAAAUCAUGUAGCUCGAUCACCAUUCACUCAACAUGUUUUACCAGCUUUUGAACCACAACGUGUGCGUGUAACAGGUGAAGGUGUUCAUCCAACUCGUCCAUUAGGACUUCCAGCUACUCAACCGACUUCUUUCCAAGUAGACACAAGAGAUGCAGGUCUUGGAGAUCUAGAAUUAUCAGUUAUGGAUCCUGAUGGUCAACCAUUACAAUUAGAAGUAGUAGAUGUUGGAGAUGGAACAUAUAUAUGUCAUUAUAAACCAAUGAUUGUUGGACGUCAUACUGUACGAGUAAAAUAUGGUGGACAAGAAAUUCCUGAAAGUCCAUUCCUAGUACCAGUUGCACCAUCUGGACGAGCUAAUAUGUGUCGUAUAGAAAAUGGAAAUGAUAGCCGAAUACCUGUUGGUCAAGAAUGUGUUAUCAGUGUGAAUACAGCACAAGCUGGUGUUGGACAAUUAACUUGUCGUAUUGUUACACCGUCUGGAGCAACAGCCGAUGUUGAAAUUCAUGAAGCACCAAAUGGUCGAGUUAAUAUUUACUAUACACCACCAAUUCGUGGUGAUUAUUUAGUUGAAAUAAGAUUUGGCGGUGAACUUAUACCAAAUGGAAGAUUUAAUCAAAAAGCUGUCAACCCAGAGGAACUAAUGAACGAUGUAACUGAUCAAAGAGUACAGCAUGUAACUGUACAAUCUGUACAGUCUGUUCAGUCUUCAACAAUUACAACAGGAUAUCAUCCAGUUGAUUUUAAACUACCUGUUGGCCCAACAUUUAGUCAUGUGGAAGGUUUGGUUCGUACACCAAGUGGUCGAAUUUUACAUCCAACUUUACUGGAUAAUGGUGAUGGAACAGUGACAGCACAAUUUCAACCAAAUGAACCUGGGCUGCAUGAAUUAGAAAUAACUUAUAAUGGUCAACCAAUACCAGGUAGUCCUUUCAGAUUCUAUGUUGAAGCUGUUGGAUCUGGAAUUGUUACAGCUUAUGGACCAGGAUUAUCUUGUGGUCGUGCUGGAGAACCAGCAAAUUUCACUUUAAUUACACGCGAUGCUGGAGCAGGUGGAUUGUCACUUUCCGUUGAAGGACCAUCCAAAGCCGAUAUUCAAUGUGAUGAUAAUAAAAAUGGUACUUGUAGUGUAAGCUAUUUACCACUAGUACCUGGUGAAUAUACAAUAUCGAUUAAAUUCAUGGAGAAUCAUAUACCUGGUUCACCAUUCACAGCACAUAUAACCGGUGAAUCACGCAGAUUUAAUCAAGUUUGUGUCGGUACCACCAGUGAAAUGCCAUUGCGUAUUACAGAAACAGAUAUUUAUAAUCUUGUUGCAACCGUUCGUAGCCCAUCUGGACUUGAACAACCAUCAACAUUAAAAAGACUACCAAACGGACAUCUAGGUAUUUCAUUUACACCUCAUGAAAUUGGUGAACAUUUUGUUAAUGUAUUCCGUAAUGGUCGACAUAUUGCUAAUAGUCCAUUUAAAAUUUAUGUUGGUGAAAAUGAAAUUGGUAAUGCAUCGAAAGUUCGUAUUUAUGGAAAUGGAUUAAGAGAAGGUAUGGCAAAUCAAAAUUGUCAAUUCACUGUGGAUACAAGAAAUGCUGGCUACGGUGGCUUGAAUCUAUCAAUUGAAGGACCAAGUAAAGCAGAUAUUGAAUGCCAUGAUAAUCAAGAUGGUACAUGUUUGGUUACAUAUCGUCCAACUGAACCUGGAACAUAUAUAAUUAAUGUUAAAUACGCUGAACAACCAGUACCAGGCAGUCCUUUUGUAGUUCAUAUUGGUGGUGAACCAUCACUUAGAAUGAUGGAAAGAAUUACACGACAAAGAGAACUUGCUGAUGCAACAUAUGUAGGCAGUCAAUGUGAAUUAAAUUUAAAAAUUCCAGGAAUAAAUAUUCGUGAUUUGACAGCUAAUGUAACUAGUCCAUCAGGAGUAAGUCAACGAUGUGAUGUCUUAGCUAUGGAUGAUGUGAAUUACACCAUUAAAUUUGUACCACAAGAAAUGGGUGUACAUACUGUUUCAGUACGUCAUCGAGGAUCUCAUAUUUCUGGAAGUCCAUUUCAAUUUACUGUUGGUCCUAUUACAGAAGGUGGAGCUCAUAAAGUACAUGCUACCGGUCAAGGAUUGCAAAAUGGUUUAACUUAUUCAUUAAAUGAUUUUAGUAUUUAUACUCGUGAAGCUGGUGCAGGUGGUUUAUCAAUUGCUAUUGAAGGACCAAGUAAAGCUGAAAUCAAUUUCGAAGAUAGGAAAGAUGGUUCAUGUGGAGUUUCUUAUCGUGUAACUGAACCAGGUGAAUAUUUAUGCUCUAUUCGCUUCAAUGAUGAUCAUAUACCGAAUUCACCAUUUCGUGUUAUCAUAAAUGAAGCAAUGGAACGAACAUUCUAUACACCUGAAACUAAAUUAUUAAAUAUUACAAGUAUUCAAGAUCGUGGUCUGUCGAUUGGGCGUCCAACAGCAUUCACAGUUAAUUACUCGGGAAUGACAGGUAGAAUGAGAGCAUAUGUAGUAGCUCCAUCUGGAAUACAGUCAGAUGCACUUGUACACCAAGUGGAUGUUGAUCAGCACGCAGUACGAUUUACACCUCAUGAAAAUGGAGCACAUUUGGUGCAUGUACUAAUGGAUGAACGUCCAGUACCUGGAAGUCCAUUCCGUGUAUUAGUUGGACAAGAAGAAACUGGUCAUGUUACAGCCAGUGGGGAAGGUUUGACUCAUGGACGUGUUGGUGAACGCAAUCGAUUUUUCGUAAAUACUGUUCAAGCUGGAAGUGGUGCUUUAUCAGUUACUGUGGAUGGUCCUAGUAAAGUUCAACUAAAUUGUACUGAACGGUCAGAUGGAUACGAUUUCACUUAUUUGCCAUUAUCGCCUGGUGAAUAUCUUAUCAGUAUUAAAUAUGGUGAUUCACAACAUAUUAUAGGUUCACCAUAUAAAGCAAUUGUUACAGGAGAUGCUGUACACGAUACAAUCACAACUGAUACAACACAUGUUGUUGUAGAAACAGGAGGACGUUUAAUUAAUGGACCACAUUCUAAUCUUGGUCCAUCUAGACCAGAUCGUGUUACAUGCUCUGGACCAGGACUUAAACAAGCAUAUCUUAAUGAAACGAAUACAUUUACAGUUAAUGCAUCACAAGCAGGUCAUGAUGUACUAUAUGUUGGAGUAUCUGGACCAGUUGUAGCCUGUGAAGAAGUCAAUAUCAAACAUAUGGGUUAUGGUCAAUAUUCAAUUAGUUAUACUGUACGUGAUCGUGGUCGUCAUUUAAUUAUGAUUAAAUGGGGUGAACAACAUGUACCAGGAAGUCCAUUCACUGUUGAUGUUAUCUAAUUCAAUCAAAUGUUGUUGUGUUUUUUUUUAAAAAAAAGUCAACUGUAUUACAAUUUAUCCAACUACCAAUUUAGUAUCCUUCAUGACAACAUAACAAAUUUGAUGAUAAUUACACGCUUAUAAUUGUACUUUUAAAUGAAUAAUAAUAGAUAUUUCUUUGCAUGAAUGUAAUCAUUACAAUAAAGUAUUAUACACCAAUAUAUAUUUACAUAUAUAAGGGGGGGAAGGUGAAUGGUUCCAAAAAAACACACCAGUAAAACAUCUAAUUUACAAAUGCCUAUUACAAAACAAUUUGCAUUGCUUUAAUCCUUCAUAGUUUUAUUUUUCUUUUACCCUAGGCUUUUCCGAAAUUUCUUUUCGCAUGUUUUUCUUUUUUUUUCUUUUUUGACUUUAAGAGUGACUAAAAUAAACAUUCACCAUUGGAAAGUAUUCACUAUACAUACAGUAUUGUUCUUUGUUUCGUUAGUAUUUCGCUUUGCUAAACAAGAAAAUCAACUGUUUACUAUUAUUAUGAUGAUGAUUAUUUAUAUUGUUAAUAGUUGUUAACUGAACAGAUUUGCAUGUUACACAGAUAUUGCACACAUAAGUGUACUUCUGUAUUGACCGAUUAAUGCUUCUUUCAAUCGUUUGUUUGUUUGUUUUCUAUUCAAAGAAUUAAAGUAUAUUCACUAACAUUAUUUAUAAUACUGUAUUCUGAUUCUACUCCUUUUACGUCUAUAAGCAAUAUUAUUCCCAUUUAUUAUUAUUAUAUAAUAUAUGUCAUCAAGUUGUAACAAUGAUGUUUGAAUGGAGCAAACAACUAUCAACUAUACAUUGUGUUUUUCCCACCCUCAUCCCCCACCCCUGCACAAAUUGAACACCGUAAUGCCUUAUUACCCUAAUAAUUAUUAUGGCUUCGUGUUUCUUAGUAAAUUAUUAUUUAAAUUACCUAAUUUGACUAAAACUUACCUUUGAAUUUAAAUUAGUUAAUAAUUUUUUCUUUGUUUGCUUUUGUUGUUGUUGUUGUUCUUUUAUUGAUCUUGUGAAUUGGAUGAUAAUCAACGAUAACGGUAAAAAAAAGUACAAUUUAAUUCUUUAUAAUUAUGAAUUUGAAGUAAAAUAUCUGUCUAAUGUCUGAAUAUAAUUUUAAUUACCUU
Schistosoma intercalatum is the source of this 8873-nucleotide messenger RNA. NCBI's taxonomy places the organism in Eukaryota, Metazoa, Platyhelminthes, Trematoda, Strigeidida, Schistosomatidae. The record is from the annotation of a GenBank genome assembly.